Messenger RNA from Limulus polyphemus (Atlantic horseshoe crab), 2909 nucleotides. RefSeq names its product E3 ubiquitin-protein ligase PDZRN3-like. NCBI's taxonomy places the organism in Eukaryota, Metazoa, Arthropoda, Merostomata, Xiphosura, Limulidae. The transcript is spliced from 6 exons. Gene Ontology annotation, molecular function: protein binding. The record is from RefSeq and is a predicted model, not a curated record. The coding region runs from base 12 to 2144 and encodes 710 amino acids.
ACGGACAAGACAUGUCUAACGCUAGCCACGAAGAGGCAGUAGAUGCUUUUUGUAAGGCCCAGGAACCGAUUAUUGUCGAAGUUCUUCGUCCAGAUUCCGUUAAGCCUAACAUAGCGUCGAAUAAUUCUUCUCGAACCUUGGACAACAUGGCACAGUGCGACAGAACAACACAAACUGAGUGGACUGGAGGUUGGCAAGUGACACCAAUCGAGCACUGUUCACCUGCUCCGUCAAGGCUGCAGUGUCGGACGAGUUCCCACAACGUGGCGCUGCUGAACGAUGAUGUUUGUGACACCUAUUUUCGUCGACUACAGUAUGACAAUGGAAGAAAUGAACAGAGUAUGAGCUGUGAAGUGGAGUAUAAAGAGGUAACGAUACGUCGAAUGGUCAGUAAAGAAAACCUGGGUUUGUGUUUUUCUUCUGGUUUCUCAGAAGAAGCUCACACAAGUGUCUUUAUAACUCAAAUAGAAGAGGGUAGUCUUGCUGAAAAAGAUGGUCGUCUUCGGGAGGGAGACCAGGUGCUGCAGAUCAAUGGUCAUGAUGUCAACACCUUAGAAGAAGCCGUCUCUUUAGUCACUGACAGUCAUCAUGAUCUAUCCGUGUUAUUCGCAAGAACCCGGUUCCAGGUCCACUACGACGAAGGCACGGACACUUGGGCAGUCGAAUGUCGCCACGAGAAGGACAGUGGUGUUGGAAGGACGGACGAGAGUACAAAAUACGACGAGAGUUCUGAGACCGAGACUAAGGAGAAUGAAUACCCAGGUGCUAAUUUCGAAAAGCGCUUCCAGAGAAAACAAACUUCUUCAGAAAACAGUUGCUAUCUAAACAAUGAUGGAGAGGUUUCAGAAGACAAAGUGUACGGUUAUCGUGAAAUCAUCCCCGUUCAAUGUGUCGGCACCAGCACCACGAGCCUUGUAGAUUGUUCCUAUUCGUACAACUGUGAUGGUGAUUUAGAGAACUUAAACCAUGCACUGGAGAACGUUCAGCUUCACGACGUUGAUUUAAAACAUGUAGAACGUAUGUGCUCAGAUCCAUCUAUAAGCAGUCAUGAUCGAGGGAUUAAAUCAAGCGAUUCCAGAAAGAGGUCCAUUGGUAGAUUUCGACGAUUGUGGGGAAAGACAAAAUCGGUAGAACGAUGGAUCAGAAACACUGCUGAUUUGAGAAAACAAGCUGUGGAACAUCUGGAGGAGAAAGGAGAGCGUUCAAGUGCUUAUGAUACAGGAACUAGUUCUGGUACUGUACGUGUGGCUUUUGGCUCCAUGGAUUUCCAGGGCUCACUCCUGGCUCCAAAAAUGGAAGACAAGGAAACACAGCACCGGACUUCAGAUGUCUCCAGCGUGGUUAGUUGUGACAGCUGUCGCAAUUGCUGCCAGUCUAGUGCCCAAGAAUCUGGAAGUGAGUGGGUUACUUCUCGUUGCUCCCCAGGCUUUAUAGCCAUAGCUAGCAGGUGGCCUUUUCCCCACCCGCAAAAUCUUCAAAAUUACGUUUCGAUAUAUCCUUGUACAACCAUGUAUACAAACAAACAAAACCUACAGCACACGAUAUGGCUCCAGCAACAGCUGUUUCGCCAAGCUCUUGCCCAGAAACAUUACCAACAGCGAUGCAGUAAGCAGAAUAUCUUAUGGGCGCCACUAUCACCGAUGUCCAGUCGGCCAUUACACAGCUGCCCUAACAAAAGUAAUGCUUUGAGCAGCGCAAUAGGUGAUGAAGACGUGAAAAUGGAAUGGAAAGUGAAGCGAAGAUCUGAUGGAUCAAGAUACAUUGCGAAACGCCCUCUUAGAAAUAAAUUCCUCAAAGAACGAGCUCUUAAGAUCAACGAAGAAAGAUGUGGAUUAACUACAGAUGAUGACGCAAUGAGUGACUUGAAAGUCGGACGCUAUUGGCCCAAAGAGGAGCGAAAACGUCAUCUGGAGAGGGCACGUGAUCGAAAACGGCGGGAGCUAGAAAUGCGUAGAACAAUGGCUAUAGUGAAGGAGGAAAGAGAGGAUUCGCUGUUAACGUGUGAAAAAAGGGAAACUGAAGGGAUAGAAAUGAAAAAUGGACGUAAAAAAAAUAAAGGCGUUCUUGAAGAACGGCGUCCAUCUGCCAGCACUGUAGCACAUGCAUUUAAAGGGCAAGGUCUACUUUCUGUGACAACAAUAUAACACGGAACUGGUGGCAAUGAGGGAAGACGGCCAUCUGUGAACACUAUAACACAUGGAUUUAAAGAACAAGGUCUGCUUUCUGUGACAACGCUAUAACACAGAACUGGUGUCAAUGUUUGUUUGUAAUUAAGCACAAAGCUACACAAUGGGCUAUCUGUGCUCUGCCCACCACGGGUAUCGAAACCCGGAUUCUAGUGUUGUAAGUCCGCAGACAUAUCGCUGUGCCACUGGGAGGAAAGGUGUUAAUGAGGAAAGGCGUCUGUAACACAGAGCUGGUUGUAAUGAGGAGAGACUCCAAUCUGUGAAACUGUAACACGUGGUAUUAAAGACAAAUCUUUGCUAUCUAUUACAAUAACAUAAUACGGAUAUAGUGGCUCUAAAAGAUAAUGUCCAUCGACCAACACAAUAACACUAGUUAAUAAAAUUGAAACAGUAUAAAAUAAAUCCGACAUUACCUGAUAUAUUUACAUAAUUUUGAGCAUUCAGAAUUGACUAUAUUCCAAAUUACCUCAUAUUUUGAAUAUUUCAUUAUUUCGGGAUAAUGAAACCUCUUUUUCAGGGAUGAAAACUGUGUUUAUGCACUUGACUAACAGACAUAAUAAAAAAAUAAUAAUUAUUACGGUUACAUUAGUGAUUGGUGCAUCUAAAAUUGCUAAUAACUACGAAUAAGAGAUUACAUAUUUUGUGUUUGUAAUAACACACAAUAAUACACUAGAAUUGUUUGAAGAGUCCUCAAUAAUAUAAUACUGUAGCAUUGUUUGAAAA